Menidia menidia (Atlantic silverside) is the source of this 2447-nucleotide messenger RNA. The record is from the annotation of a GenBank genome assembly. NCBI's taxonomy places the organism in Eukaryota, Metazoa, Chordata, Actinopteri, Atheriniformes, Atherinopsidae.
UCUGUCUGUAUCCCGAGGAAGGUUGGAGACUCCACAGCACAGCAGCGCUCGCUCUCACCAGCCCGUGCGCCUCUUCCCCUCUUGCUCUCUCUCGCUCGCUCGCUCUCUCUCUUCCCCCUCGCCGCUCUACUCUCCGCUCUGCUUCACUCCGCACCGCGUGGCCCGGCUCUCUGUUUACCCUGCCAGCUAAAUGGAGUUUGUCAGGUUCCAGUGUCAGUGGCUAUGAUGACACCUCAAGUGAUAACUCCACAACAAAUGCAGCAGAUUCUUCAGCAGCAAGUCCUGAGCCCUCAGCAGCUCCAGGUUCUUCUCCAGCAGCAACAGGCCCUCAUGUUACAGCAGCAGCAACUUCAAGAAUUCUACAAAAAGCAGCAGGAACAGCUCCACCUCCAGCUCCUACAGCAGCAGCAUGCAGGCAGCAAGCAGAAUAAAGAGGUGUCGGCCCAGCAGUUGGCCUUCCAGCAGCAGCUUCUGCAGGUCCAGCAGGUCCAGCAGCAGCACCUGCUCAACCUCCAGAGGCAAGGCCUGCUCACCAUCCAGCCAGGACAGACCGGCCUGCCACUGCACACGCUCACUCAGGGCAUGAUUCCAGCAGAGCUGCAACAACUGUGGAAAGAGGUGACUAAUGCUCAUGUGAAGGAAGAGCACAACAGUAGCAGCAACAACGGCCACCGAGGCCUUGACCUGUCCUCCCCGGCACCGCCAAAGAACCCCCUCCUCAACCAGCAUGCAGCCACCAACGGGCAGUACAUGAGUCACAAGAGAGAAGGGUCGACACUGGAAGAGCCUUCCCCCCACAGUCACCCUCUCUAUGGCCACGGCGUCUGCAAGUGGCCUGGAUGUGAGGCGGUUUUCGAUGAUUUCCAUUCAUUCCUUAAGCAUCUUAACAAUGAGCACGCCCUGGAUGACAGGAGCACGGCCCAGUGUCGGGUGCAAAUGCAGGUCGUACAACAGCUGGAGCUGCAGCUAGCAAAAGACAAAGAGCGUCUGCAAGCUAUGAUGACGCAUCUCCAUGUCAAGUCCACAGAGCCCAAAGCCGCCCCACAGCCGGAGGGCUGUUCGGCGGUUGUGAGCAUCAAACUGUCAUUUUUCAGUGCCGCGCGGGCCACCCAUCUUCCCUUCACCGCUCAACCCCUCAGUAGCAGUUUCCAUGCUGGCGAGCCACAGUCUGUAGAUGAGCUCAACCUUGUGUCCAAUGUCACACUGUCCAAGUCCGCCCCUGAGGCCUCUCCCCCUCUGAGCCUUCCCCAGACCCCCACCACACCCACAGCGCCCCUCACGCCCCUAUCCCAGACCCACUCCGUCAUCACAGCCAACAGCCUCCACAGCGUGGGCCCGAUGCGACGGCGAUACUCAGAAAAGUACAACAUGCCCAUCUCUCCAGAUAUCAGUCAGAACAAAGAGUUUUACAUGAAUGCAGACGUUAGACCGCCGUUCACGUACGCCUCACUAAUAAGACAGGGUGCCAUUCGCACCAACCUUUCCCUGCAUAAGUGCUUUGUGAGAGUAGAAGAUGAGUUUGGGUCCUUUUGGACCGUUGAUGAUGAGGAGUUUAAGCGCGGCCGACACGUGCAGCGCGGCCGGCCUCGGAAACUCGCCGCUGACGAGAACUUUGACGAGCUGCUCGUACAAAGUCCAGCCCUCGUGAAGAACAUUCAGACCAGCCUGGGCUAUGGUCCAACUCUCUCCGCUGCCUUCCAGGCUUCAAUGGCAGAAAACAGCAUACCUCUAUACACUACUGCUUCCAUUGGAAGUCCUACCCUCAACUCCCUGGCCAACGCCAUCCGUGAGGAGAUGAAUGGAGCGAUGGACCAUGGAAACAGCAACGGGAGUGACAGCAGCCCGGGACGCUCGCCCCUGCCAGCUAUGCAUCACAUCAGCGUUAAGGAGGAGCCUCUGGACCCCGAGGACCACGACGGGCCGCUCUCCUUGGUAACGACUGCCAAUCACAGUCCGGAUUUCGAUCACCACAGAGAUUACGACGACGACCACGGCCACGACGACAUGCUGUAAGGCCAAGCCCCGCCCCUCCCCAGCCCCCCGAGGCCGAGGCGGAGCGGGCCGCCUGGGAGACAGAGGCUCCGAGCAGAUAAAACUGACGCCGGCUCUCAAACGUCCCCAAGCCGACUUUUUAGUGCCAUUACAACACAUAAGAACCCACACACACCAGAGGGGAGAAACACCCACUGAGGGGGUUGUUGUUUUUUUUGGUUUGUUUGGGGAUCUCUUUCUACUCUCGAUUUCAGUAACACUUAAAAAGUGAAAAAUACGAACUCCAUUUGUACCGGUGUGUCGGACGGAUCCGUUUGGUACGGGGGGCGACGGGCUCGUGCUCAGACUGUGGGAGACCCUCGCUGCGCAGCCACCCCAGGCUGCACUCAGCAGACUGCAAACGGGGGUCGUGUCCCCCACUCACCUCACCCCCCUCCCCCCCAACUGCCCCCCCA